AUGGCACAGGAAGCUAAAGAGGAAGUCUCGGACACCCACAUCAACUUGAAGGUCAGCGACGGCGCCGGCGAGAUCUUUUUCAAAAUCAAGAGAACCACGCCCAUGAAAAGAUUGAUGGACGCCUUCUGCAAAAGACAGGGCAGAUCCUUGGACUCUAUCCGGUUCUUGGUUGACGGCACACGCAUCCACCCGGAUGCCACGCCCCAGGAAAUGGACUUGGAGGAUGGCGAUGUCAUCGAGGCCCACAGGGAGCAGACUGGUGGGUGCAUGUAA
This is a messenger RNA of Metschnikowia bicuspidata var. bicuspidata NRRL YB-4993, 273 nucleotides long. RefSeq names its product SUMO family protein (gene SMT3). The transcript has a single exon. Gene Ontology annotation, biological process: protein sumoylation. The record is from RefSeq and is a predicted model, not a curated record. Gene Ontology annotation, cellular component: nucleus; septin ring. Gene Ontology annotation, molecular function: protein tag activity; ubiquitin-like protein ligase binding. The coding region runs from base 1 to 273 and encodes 90 amino acids. Lineage: Eukaryota; Fungi; Ascomycota; Pichiomycetes; Serinales; Metschnikowiaceae.